CCCGAUGCCAUCUUGGCCCGCCGUCGUCGUAGUCAAUUAGACACUAGACACAGAGAGCCAGAAGAAGUUUUGAGUGCGGAUCGACGGAGACGGACCCUCCUCGGACGGAACGGAUUUUAUUUCGGAAUUUUUCACCCCGUCGCAGUGCCCGUAAAGUGUUGAAAAACGGUUCGAAAGGUGCGCGGGUGAUCAUGUAACGCGCGGGACGUGUCCAGUGCCCGGUGUGCGACGCGUAAAGUUCGGUACGAGCGUUUUUGGGAUUUUUUUUCGGUCAGCUCUGGGUGCACUUUGCCCAAAAUGUCGAUGUAGAAAAGAGCUCUACAGUACAGACGCAUCACCCGAGAAACGCAACAACAACAACAACAUCAGCAAAAGUAAAGAAAAAAUAGAAAGAACCCACAUACCCCCCACCACAACAACAACAACAUACUCAGAGACAGACAACAAUCGAGAGCAGUAAAAGAGGAAGAAGAAGAAAAAAAACAGUUAAUUUUGCUUAUAAAAUGGAUAGUAAAGAUCAGCUCGCUUCGGAACAGUUGAUACUGUUGUCAUCAGAUGACGAAAACGAUGGCGACGUGGUGAUAGACUACCUAAGCUCCAGCAAUCCACCGCUGGUGACCGGUGGCGGAGGCGGCCUGCUCAAAUGCAAUGAGAACUCCGCCGUAACUCCGAAGGACCUUCUCUUACACCAGCUUCAGUCAGCGCCGACACCGAACAACAACAACGUGCACAACUACAGCAGCAGCAUCGUGGAAAAGUGCAACAACAAGAGCAAACUGAGCGACAUCGUCAUCGAUACCGGCUUGAGUGACUGCGACCCGCAGUCGGCCACCAGCAACAACAUCCUCGGCAACAGCGGAGGUGUCGGCAACAGUGGCACUAGUGUUGCCAUCAACAACAGCAACAAUAGCCACGGCCAGCACGGCCACCCCCACGCCAACAUGGUGCCAAUCAUCAGCGUGACCCCGCACAGCCCGGGGGCCAAGUAUAACUUUUUGGAGGACACGCUGAACCACCUGCAAUGCAUCCGAGAAAGUGUGGUUCAGAUGAAGAACUCCACCAUCCAGAACACCAACUUUGGUGGCGCUGGACUGAUCGGAGCUUCGACGCUGUCCUCGAACAAGCUGUUCUCGUCGUGCCCGUCGCUGCCGGAUCUGACCAUCUCGAACCCGGGCGGCAUCUGGCCCCACCAGCAGACCAUGUACGGGCUCAACACCGACCGGCGGAAGUCGUGGACGGCGAUCGAGGACCUGACCGAGUGUGCCAAGUCGUCGCACAAGAGUGUCAGCCUGUCGAGCCUGGACAGCGAGGAGCAGGAAUCGCUGCGGGCCGCCGAGAGGUUGCACAACCGAACCAGCCGGAACAGUACCGGAGGGAUAUCGACGCACUCGCUGAACGAGGCGGAGCUGGCGCGCGAUUUUGAGAAGAUCGUCGCCAAGCGAAACCUGGCCCCUACGGUCUGUCGGAUCCCGCUGCAGAAAAGCAUCUCGACGCCGUCGAUUGCGCCGGUUCGCAAUCAAGGUGCCAAGGAGGACAAUGCCACUCCUUCAAGGCAUCUUUCCGACAGUGAAGAUGAAACCCACGACGAUCGGUCACUACUUUGUGUGAGAGACAAAAACAGCGAAGGCUACACCGACCACCCGGAAAAGCGCAGAAAACGAGGCUCACUGUUUUUCCGCAAGAAAAAGGACAAAAACAAAACCAAGGGCCAAAACUCGACAUGCGACGCUUGUGGCGCGGUUAUAAAUCUGGCCACGUACAAGGAGCAUGCCGUGGAGUGUAAGGCUAAAAUUGCAAAGAAAUAUUUCCAAGUGCAGCCCAAAUCGAGCUCCAGCAAAAAGAACUCCACCAACAGUGAAAAAAGCGGCAAGAAAAUGACUGGAUGCUACUCUCCGUGGAGAUUGGUCGCAAACAAGUUAGGCGUGGUUUCAACUCACGCCAGCCACAGUUCCUCGCACCACGAUGAUCAAGCCAGAGACUAUUACGAUGGCAACAUGCAAAAUGACAACUCAAACUACUCGGACGACACGCCGCUCAUUCGGGACGAGUUUCUGCACGAGGCGCCGAUCGGGCCGCACGACCUCGGCGCGGAACCGAUACUGGGCGUGGCCAUCGACGAGCACGACUCGUGGAGUCCCAGCGUGCCGAAGGAGAUCGUCAAGUCGCUCAAGGAUAAGCAGGUUAAGCGCCAGGAGCACAUCUACGAGUUCAUAAUGACGGAGAAGCAUCACUGCCAAACCCUACUAGUCAUGCAGAAAGUGUUCGUCGAGAGCCUGCAGAAGCACUUUAGCCACCUGAACCUGGAGCGGAUGUUCCCGCGGUUGCUCGACCUGACCGAGCUGCACACGAGCUUCCUGAAGAAGCUGCGCCAGAAGCAGCGCGAGGCGGCCGUCGUCGACAGCAUCGCCGACAUCCUGCUGGACUUCUUCUCGGCCAUGUCGGCCCAGAAGCUCAAGUCGGCGUACGGGGAGUUCUGCUCGAACCACCGGUCCGCGCUGAGCACGUUCAAGUGCUACAUGACCGGGGACAACACGUUCGCCGAGUGGUACAAGCACUGUCAGCAGAACCCGCUGCUGAAGAAGAAGGGCAUUCCGGAGUGUAUUCUGUUCGUGACGCAGCGGUUGACCAAGUACCCGCUGUUGAUCGAUCCGCUGCUGAAGAGCUCGCGGGAGGACAAGAUCGAGCAGGAGAAGCUGCAGAAGGCGAUGCAGCUGGUGAAGGAGAUUUUGGUGGACGUGGACGCGCGGGUUGCGGACAAGGAGAAGGAGGACCGUCAAUUAGAGAUCUUCAAGCGGAUCGACGCCAAGUCGUACGCGAUCUUCAAGAAGGACAAGUUUAAAAAGUCGGACAUCAUUUCGAGCAAUCGGAAGCUGAAAUUUGAAGGCGUCGCCACGCUGAUGCAGGGCAGGUCCAAGAUGCAAACCGUACUGGUGGUCGUACUGUCCGAUUGCCUGUUUUUCCUGCUGGAGAACUCCCACAAGUACUCGUUUUUCACGCCGGAGAAUAAGGCCGGCGUGGUAUCGCUGCAGAAGCUGCUGAUCCGCGAGAAGGCCGGCACCGAGUCGCGCGGGAUCUACAUCAUCUCGUCGAAUCCGGCCUACCCGGAGAUGUUCGAGCUGAAGGUGCAGAACCCAAAGGACAAGAACGUGUGGAUUCAGUCGAUAAGAGCGGCUGUUUUGGACUGCCCGUCGGACGAGUCCGAGGUGGAGGACUACAUGACUGCUGAACAACGCCAAAAAUUGAUAGACGCUAAGCAAGCUAACAUUCGUGAGAUUAUCUCGAUGGGAACGACCGAACUGGAAGGCAAAAUGAGGCAAAAAGACUUUGAGCAGGCGAUCCUGCUGGAGGAGAAGAUCGCCCUCCAGCUGAGCCUGCUGCUGGACAACGAGCACCACAACAGCGACCAGCUCGGUCCGACGGUCGAGGCGUUCAUCUCGCAGUACGGCUCCUACCGGGAUCUGGUCUCGGACGACUGUGAUACGAUCGAGAUUUGGAAGCGCGUGCUGAACACGAUCCAGGAGAUCAGCACGUUGGCCGCGUCGCUGUACACGGCGGCCACCGGACUGCCCCUGUCGCGGUCCUGCAGCUCGGUUGGCGAACGCCAGAGCGAAGUGUACAUCUCGCCAACGCUACCAAAGCGGGCCGAAACGUUCGGCGGAUUCGACGAGCGCCGGUCCAAGCAGCAACAGUGCAUCACCAACUCGUCCCGGGACGCCGUCCUGUCGACGCUGUCCGCCGGGUACUUUACGAACCGAGAGAGCUACGAGAAGCGCGAGUCGAACGCUUCUGAGAUGGAGGGUGGACCGCCGUUUUCGCCCGGUCCGCUUAGUCACGCUCCCAUGAAGCUGAUGACGCCGGACAUACUGACCACGGAGCAGGCCAAAGACAACAGCUUCGCGGCGUUGCACGUGUCCCACCAUCUGCACACGCUGCUCUGCAUCAUCUCGCAGCAGAUGACCACCAUCCAAAGUCUGCAGCACCAGCUGAACUCGUUCCGGGAGAACCCCAAGAACAUGUACCGCCAUAAUGACCAGCUGGAGGAGCUGCGCAACCUGCAGGACAAACUCCAGGAGGAGAAGACGGCCUGGCAGAAGCAGAAGGAAACGGAGGAGCGCGAACUGGACGAGCAGCGGCUCUCGCAGAAGACGCUGCAGGAGCAGAUCCGGGCCGAGCAGGAGGACAUCAAGCAGCAGCGGGAACAGCUGUACCGGAAGAUGGAGAUCCUGUCCAGCCAGGGGCUGCUGCUGUCACCGAGUGUUGCUCUACCGGUACCAACCGGUGCGAUGACCUCGCAGCACGACGACCUGUCGAGCAACAGCGAGGAGUACCACGUGGACAGCGGUCUCGGCGGAACGCCGAUCACCACCAUCGACCGGAGAAAGGACAAGUGGAGAACCGCUAGCAUAACCUCCAAGACGCCACCGGUGAAUCUGGUCAGCGCGACAAACGCCCCAAAGAUGAACGCUUCGACCAUCAAGCAGCAGCUGCCGCUCAAGCUGUCCUCGCUGUCGUCCAGCUCAAAGUCAAACAACAACUCGGUGACGUCACCGGGCGGUGGAAGCAGUCCCAGCUUGAUGGCCGGUUCCGGGGCCAGUGGCGCUGGGAACGCGGGCGGAGCCGGAGUUAUGCAGAUGUUUCCGCUGAAGUUGGCGGAUAAGAAGAUUAACGCGAGCUUACCGAACCACUCGAGAACCGGAAGUAGUCCGGCGGUGAUUCAGCAGCAGGUGCAGGUUCAGACGGGUAACCCGGCGACGAGAACCAACACCUACCCCAAGAUCCCCGAACGUUACCGGUUGCGCAGCUCGGACCAGUACCAGUCCCCGCAGCACUACACCAGUUCGGGCAACCCCGCCGCGUCCCAGUCCCAUCCGCACUCGCCUUCGUCCCCGUCGCCCUCGCACUCGCACCGUUCGGCGUCACUCCACGAGCAGCACCAGCACCAGCUUCAUCUCCAGCAGCAGUACCAACACCAUCAACAGCAGCAAUUCCACCCGCAGCAUCACUCGAUCCACACGACACCCCUGUCGUCGCGACACUCAAGUCUGCAGUCACCGCCGCCGCAACAUCCGGUAGCAGGUGGUCCCGGAAUGUCCGCGGACAACAACAACGGAGGCAGCCCUGGCGGCGGCGGCCAGCAGAGCAACAAAAAGGACUCCGCCAAGAGCAACAAAGAGGAAGAGGUGAUUUAUUUUUGAUACAUGCCUGUUGAAGUCGAGAUCUAAGCUGGACUGGAUGCUUCUGUGCGCGCUGGUCGUCACCCUGUUGCUGCAGCUUCUCCGACUGCUCCUCUAUCCUGUGUUCUACUUGCUCUCCUAGGAAUGCAACCUGCGUUGCAUUCGCCACCUAUUGUGCAAAUCACGGGUAAACCAAGUUUACUUCCUACCUUUCUUUUAAGACGAACGAACUAUUGAACGAAAAAUCAAUAAAAUUGAUGCAAAUUUUUGUACAGUUUAAGCUUACUUUUCUACUGAAACAGAAAACUUUUAUGCUUUUUUGUGCGGCCUAUAAUUUAGAACGCUGCGCGCGCAUCGUCAAGUAGGCGAGGAUCGUCGAGAAAGAUUACAUUAUCAAAAAAUGGUGUAGCAAAACCAGAGUUAGUAGUGGAUUGUUUCUAUUUGUUCCAGAAAACAAACAAUUAACAACGUUACAGGAUAUAAUUCAAUGUGAAAAACACACAUACAAAACAUAUCUGUUGAUGGUUAGCAAACUGUCCUUUCGAUUCCACAAAAUGCGCACAAUGCAAUAUCCCCCCCAUUAAUCUGUCUCCGUUUUGUCGAAUUCAUUUCCACGUAACCCGAAAGUGAGAAUAAAUCUUAUUCUUAAAAUACAGUACAGUACAAUCUCCCCCUCCCCCUGACAAAGACAUUCCACGGUGGCGUGAAGGUGUGUGAGAUAUCUAAAGCGAUGCAUUCUUCAUCAUUUUGAGAUCUUGUAGGAGAUUGGAGUUGGAAUUGCAACCAGAAUUGAGGAAAUCCAACUCAAAAAUGAUAUUUUUUCUUUUUUUUCGAUUUGACGUCUAAUUCAUGUUGAAAAUGGCAAAAAUGUGUUUGACUACAGAAAAAAAACUUAAAAAAAACAUACUUCUUCUGCUUCUCGAGGUAGAUAUUUCGUGCGCUGCAUCCACGGUAGUUGCUGGUGUGGUUACCUCCACAGUUUGCGCACUUGGGAUUGACUUGGUUUGCUCUGCGUUGUCCCCCAAGUCCGGAAACGGUAGCAUUCGCUACUUCCAUCGGGCUCUUGGAGUAGAACCGCCAGUAUACCCAACAACAAAAUACUUUCGUGGCGUUAAUUCGGCACUUGAGAGGUACCCCUUCAGGUCAGAAAGUGGACGGUCUUGGCAACUCGGUAAUACAACCUUAAUAGCUGUCUUCAAAACGGGGUCGAAUGUGUAGAACUUGAAGUUGGUACGCUUCAAUUCUUCCACAACCAGGUCGUAGUUUUGUUUUGUCGAAUGAAGUCACUUGCACUAACGAUUUACCGAAUUUGAGACAGUAUCUGAGGCCUUCCAGUAGCUUGUCACAAUCUGAGUGAUUGAAGCGUAAACAAGCAUCGAACAGAAACAUCAGAUGCCGCGACGUAAACAAAAGCCAAACUGUCAAAAAUAGAUACCCGUCACUGAAAAUGCUCACCUCAUGCAUCCAGUGCUGGCUAUUAUAUUGUUAUUGUUUUCCCCAUCAUCCAGCUUCUAUUGAGAAUAUUGGCUGAAGUUGAUGUGCUAGUCGCCGGAUUUUGGCCGGAAGAACCUGUGCGUUGCCUUGUCCUUUUGGGGCUGCUCUCCUGAACACGACAAUUGGCGGUAUUGUAAUAAACUUGAAUGAAAUAUUUCACCGCACAGCCUCCUUCGCGCGAUGACUUUCGAUGCGGCGUUGGUUUGUUUACCUUUUUGCACUCGGCCGGUAGACGAACUUCGCGGGUAUUUCGAGGCCGCACUUGAACUUCCAUGGCCACGGUCGGCCUUUGGCAUGCUGGAGGAGCAAACCCCCACGGAUAAUUACGGUCAAUUACGGCGAAAAAUCUCGAAAAACCGAAGAGCACUGAACACUUGACAGCUGCUUGCUCUAGAGUGUACACGGAGAGAAUAACUCAAAAGAAGUGAUUUUGGACAGAAGCUUUGUUUAAUUAUUUUGCGAUGUGAAAUCUUCAACCAUUGAUGGAUUGUUUACGAAAUAUUUCAUCAUCAAACUUUGAGAACCCAUAGUCAGAUUCCCAUUUUGGCAGCGUUAUUUUGAGACAUUUGAGCCAUAUUUUCGCUAGGGGGCACGGCUUUGUUCUAGAGGUCGUAUCGAUGAGCUCCGAUUUUGAUGAAACUUUCAGCGUUUGUUGGUCUACAAAAAAUAUGUACUCAUGCCAAAUAUGAGCCCUCUACGAUACGAGGAAGUGAGGCAAAAAAUCAAUUCAAAAUUUUGCAAAAAUGUUCAAAAAUAAUAGGCCAAAUUUUUAAAACUCUCAUAACUCAAGUUUGGCAAUACGUAAACCUGCUCGCUUGGUUUCAUUUGAAAGGUCUUUACAUGCACUACAACUUCGACUUUGAAUAACAUCUGUCGGAUACUUACCUCCAGAGAUAUUUACUAAUUACUGAAAAGUCAUGAUUUUUUAAAAAAUUGUCGUAUCUUUCUUUAAAACGGAGAUACCACCAUACCCUAUGUGGCAAAAUUGAGGCAUGGCUAGUACUCUAAGUCUACAAUAAUAACUUUUUGGUACCUACGAUUGUGGUAAAAAAAUCAAUAAUUGUUUGAAAGUCCUUUUUUUUAAUUAAAUUUUACAAUUACAUCAAACUCAAAACAAUGUUUCGAUAUGAAAUCGUUCUUGUUGAGGCUCAAUUUUAUCACCGAAUAUGUUUAUACGCUGGAGAGAUUAAAUAUGGCUUAUUUUGAUACAAGACUUUUUACAUCAGUUUUCAUUCAAAAAAACUAUUAUUUUAGGAAGAAAGUAUAUACGUCUGUCUUUAAUUAUAUGAACUUGGUUUGAUGUCAUCAGAUUGGGCAUUAAUAUAAACAUUACUAAGGUAAAGUGCAUAUCAUUUCUUUUUAUUUUUCGUUAGUGACAGUUUAAUUUAUAAAUAAAGUUUGUAUGAUAUAAGUGUAUGAUAAAUUCAAUAUUGUUCCAUUAUAUAAUAAGAUAAAGUGUAAUUCCAGAGCCCACUUUGUUUUUCUGCCGUUUCCUGAAAAAAAAAAUGAUAUAUCGAGCCAAACAUUUCAUUAGGGCACAAAACCAAAAACCGCGAUUCGAGAAAAUCGCUUGCAAAAAGUGGACAACUUGUUUCAAUUCCUAUUUAAAAAAGAAGCUUGACUGAUGGUAUUUUUACUGAUGAUACGAUAAAACACAUCAUUAUCCUCAACUCUGCUUAAAUGCUUCAUAAUUUAUGUUGAUUUUCGCAAUUAAACUCAUAAUUUAAAAAAAAUCGUUAUUGUGCCCUUUUAACUUUCCAACUGUUGUUCAUUGGUACUUUCUAAAUGCAAUUUCGAAGAGAGCUGAAAGGGCACUAAAGCGCUAUCACCGGAUUGUUGCUAUGAAUGAUGUUUACGGGCCCUUUUGUUUAGUUAGAAAUAAUGAGGAAUUCAGUAGAAAUUUUGAUUAUUGGUGAAGUUUUGUGAUUGAAUAGUGUAGAUAAGGUAUGUGAAACAUAAAAAUUCUUCAAAAGUGUACUGAACAGCAGCCGCGGGACCGUUUUAAAUAUUGUUUUUGGCGUUUUUCUCUGCAGAAAUCCUUGGGGAAAAGUAAACCAAACUUUUUUUUGAAGUGAAUUAGUGUUAAGAAUGUAUGAAAAGUUCACUUUAUAACACAAAAAGUUCCUCAAGUACGAGAACCUAACGGAAAAUAAAAGGGCACAUUUGAACUUUUUUUUUGGUUUGCAGUGAACAUGGUUAUGUGCCCUUUUGUGUUUUUGAUUUUUUUCAAUAGGAAAUUGUUUGUUAUCAAUAUGAUUCUUGGAGGGCAUGUAGGGAGUGUACUAAUGAAUGGAAUAGUGGAAUAAUCCCAAAUGUUUACUUUUUGGUUUUGUGCCCUAAUGAAAUGUUUGGCUCGAUAUAUAAAAAAUUCAAUAGACUUGAAUAGAUGUUGUUGAUAUCACCAUAUAAAGAAAUAUUUCAAAAGAAAUUUCAUGUGAUAAAUUUAGUUCUCAACAGUUUCUAAUAGUGUAGUAACAAAGUCCUGCUUUGUUUUUUCAGAAGCUUCCUGAAAAAAAUAAUAAAAAAAAUAAGUAAAAUGCAAUUGAUUUCUAUACAUGUUAUUUGUUAUUCGCCGUGUAGAAAUCAUCAGAUUUUUCAAUCAUUUGGAUGUGUUCAUCACGUACAUCAGACAAUUUUAGUUUGUUUUGUUUGUAGAGCAUUGCAAAUCUAGCAAAUAGUGAUUUAAUUUGCUCUGUAGUAAUAUAUUUUUGUGUGGAAAACUCUUUUUCUCCAGUUACAGCAUCUCUUUUCGAACGCAUUGCUUGUUACAACAGCAAUAAAGAUAAUAGUUUUUAAAAUAGGUGAUAAAAUUGAGCCUCAACAAGAACGAUUUCAUAUCGAAACAUUGUUUUGAGUUUGAUGUAAUUGUAAAAUUUAAUUAAAAAAAAGGACUUUCAAACAAUUAUUGAUUUUUUUACCACAAUCGUAGGUACCAAAAAGUUAUUAUUGUAGACUUAGAGUACUAGCCAUGCCUCAAUUUUGCCACAUAGGGUAUGGUGGUAUCUCCGUUUUAAAGAAAGAUACGACAAUUUUUUAAAAAAUCAUGACUUUUCAGUAAUUGGUAAAUAUCUCUGGAGGUAAGUAUCCGACAGAUGUUAUUCAAAGUCGAAGUUGUAGUGCAUGUAAAGACCUUUCAAAUGAAACCAAGCGAGCAGGUUUACGUAUUGCCAAACUUGAGUUAUGAGUGUUUUAAAAAUUUGGCCUAUUAUUUUUGAACAUUUUUGCAAAAUUUUGAAUUGAUUUUUUACCUCACUUCCUCGUAUCGUAGAGGGCUCAUAUUUGGCAUGAGUUCAUAUUUUUUGUAGACCAACAAACGCUGAAAGUUUCAUCAAAAUCGGAGCUCAUCGAUGCGAGCAGCGUGCCCCCUAGCGAAAAUCUGGCUCUUAAAUGUAGACUGGACCCAAUUUUCACUCCAAGCUUUUCUGCGAUCCAAAAAUGAUGAAGGACACACACACAAAAAAAAACUAUUAAAGACUUGAACACAUUAUAGUGUGUAAAUGUACAUAGCAAACAAUGUUAUCUCUAGUUAUACAUAAAAAUCAUUAAAAAAUAGACAAACUUGUGUAAGAGAAGAUACCACAAAACACAACACAAACACACAUUCCAACACAGAAACCUAACGUAGUUCCGUUCAAGCGUUCCACAUUUUGCGUCAUAUUCCUCAGUAGAAGUUCCACCCGGAAAAGAAAAAAUCCGGGAAUGCGUGUGAUAUAAAAAAAAAAAAACAGCUGUUAGUUUUCUACACUCAAAACUGUUACGUCGAAUGUUGCAUUUAUAUCAAGCUGUAGCAGAGCGUUUUAACCAGACAAGAUUACCACCAAAAGACAUAACAAAAAAAAAAAAAAAUGCUUGAACUAUUGCUACACUUUUAACGAGACUGGAAUUAAUGAAUUUAAAGUCGCUUUUAGGUUUGUUACACUAGAACCACACUCACACAAAAAACUUGCUUGUUAACUUGACAACUUGAAAAAAAGAUACAAAUAUCUCGACAAUAUCGAAUCACACAGGAUUAGAGCAGCUUUUACGUUUGCCAAAUCAGUUAGCUAACAAAAAAAAUCGCUCAAUACAAUCAACUGAAAAAAAUACAUGGGCAUUAACCGUCAUUUCCUUCCUUCCCAAUGUAAACAAAAACACACACACUGAAAUAAACAUGCAAUCUUUCUGGAUUGUUUUACCCAACUGUACUGAACGUGGCUCGACCGUGUUGCAGCACCGAGCAAAUGAAAAAGUAUUAUUAAUUUUUAAGCAGAUGAUAACACAACAGAUAGAUACCAUUAUUUGCAAAACAAAGAGUAAAGGAAAAACAAAGAGAGAUAAAAAUACAACUUCUUGACAAUACAAAAUGUUCUAUAUAUACAACAUAAAAGCAAAACACGAUAGAGAAAAGAGAAACAACACGCUACACGCAGAGAGAUUGUAAAAAGCUGAUGAAAAUUGGAAAAAAAGAGUAUAACAAACUAAUGCUUCAGAUCAUACACAAACUGAAAGAAUACAUAGCUUUAGACAACUAUCAGAGAAAUGGAUGAAACUCACAGGCGAAAACCGAAUAAACAAAAACAAAACAAUGUGUAUGUAUGUAUAGGUGAACCACUAUAAAGUACUAUCAAUCUAAGGAAUGCAAAAAAUAAAGAUACUUAAAAACUGCAGCAAAACAAACUCCCCUCCCAAAACUUGUAAAUAGUAGUGAACAGAGACUAUUUAACGUUUCAGAGAACAAGUAUUUUUAAUGAACUUGGGUAGGAAACAAAGCAAAAAAACGGAUACUUAAAGAUGAAACCCAGAUUAUAUAUACAAAACAACUACAUUCAACCGUAAAUUACAAGUAAAAAGUGAAACAUUGAAGGCAACUCAACAAAAUAAAAACAAAACAAACAAGACUUAAUCUGCUCAACUCUUCUAUAUUUAAUCGACAAAACAACACGAUGUUACAAAACACACACACACAUUGGAGAGCACGCACGUGCAAGUGAGACUUAGUAGGCGAAAAACAAACACAACACACACACACACUAUGAUUCAAAAACACACACAAACAUGGAACUUUCAAAACCGAUGUGCUACUACAAAAUACUUAACUUUUCUUCAUUCGCGAUGUAUUUUUGUAAACUUUUCAAACCGUUUAUUCUUCGUAAAUUGGAGAUUGAGGCAAAAACCGACAACUUUUUCCGCAAAAUGUAUUUCCCCGUGUUUCGAUGUUGCUUCCACAGAGAACGAGACAUCCGCCGCGCAUUUUUCCUCUCCUCAAGAAGGCAUCAGAGAAUACGUAUAAACAUUUCGAGUAGUAGUCAAGCAAAAUACAUUUAAAGAACGCAGAAAGUUGUAAUCGCUGGAUGUAGAGCAUUCCUCGUGGUGAGGGGCAAACAAAAAAAAUAAGCAAAACAAACAAAAAACGAUGUUAUUAUUGUUGUUCGUCAUAGCAUUUGGUAGUAGCCAUUUUUCCCCCCUCGGAGGAUUUUUUCCAGUGACAGCUCGCUGAUCUAGUAGGCGACGCAGUGCACUGAAAGAAAUCGUCCGCCCGAAAGUGUAACGUUUCAUGCUCUGUUCCUGAUUCCGUUUUGGUUCGUUUGUUGACACAAAAAAAGAGUUCAAAGCAGUAUUUUUGUUUUAAAGACACAUUUUAGUUUGGUAUGUGACUACCCCUUAAGUGCAUCUUAAAUUAUUAUUUAUUUAAUCCCACACAUACAAAAACACAUACACACUAAAUUAUUUAAACACACUCGCGCACUCAUUAAAAAGAAAUGAAACAUAACCUCUCUUUCGAGUUAGUCGCAGCAGCGACGUGCAAGUUAAUCCCGGUUUCUCGUUUACAAUCUUGAACAACUACAAAUUUUCCCAAUAGUUUGGGUUAUUUUAGAAAAAAAAGAAACAAAGUUAAACUAUUACAACCACCUAAUCAGAUAUCGAAAAAAGCAAAUGAAGAAAGUUCUGCCGGCAGAAAUCGCCACCGAUUGACAACAAAACAUGAAAAAACCACAAAUCGUGAGAGAAACAAUCAAGAAUAUAGACUGUUCGUAAGCUAGUUCUUUAUUAUCAUAACGUAUAUUUUUUACCUUGAUCGUAUUAUCAUCAUUAUCGGUUCACCCCUCGUUUCUGUCGAGAGGGGUGCCAGUAUUUAAAAUUUAAAGAAAGGAAAUCUUAUAUACACGUGCAAGCAAAUCAGUUUUAAACAAAAUCGAACUAUUUUUUAACAAAGACAAACCAACAAAAAGAAAAAGAAAUAAAUCCAUUCCAGUUGUUUUACGCGAAUCGCAAAGUGGAUUAACCUUUGGUCUCACGAAAUACUCCUUCCCCCCGCUCUACUUUUGUACUAUUAGAGGUAUUGUACUUAAAGCAAGCAAAGAUGAAGAAAAAACAUAA
Culex pipiens pallens (northern house mosquito) is the source of this 13025-nucleotide messenger RNA. It is a transcript of the gene cyst, whose product is annotated as rho guanine nucleotide exchange factor 18. The transcript is spliced from 25 exons. The coding region runs from base 504 to 5195 and encodes 1563 amino acids. The record is from RefSeq and is a predicted model, not a curated record. Gene Ontology annotation, molecular function: guanyl-nucleotide exchange factor activity. Gene Ontology annotation, biological process: regulation of Rho protein signal transduction. Lineage: Eukaryota; Metazoa; Arthropoda; Insecta; Diptera; Culicidae.